Molecule: messenger RNA, 955 nt
Organism: Oppia nitens
Lineage: Eukaryota; Metazoa; Arthropoda; Arachnida; Sarcoptiformes; Oppiidae
Product: blastula protease 10-like
Exons: 7
Coding region: 89-955 (288 amino acids)
Biological process (GO): proteolysis
Molecular function (GO): metalloendopeptidase activity
Source: RefSeq, a predicted model, not a curated record
CGGACAUACGAUAGGCUAUAGUCACGAACAUUCAAGAAAAGAUAGAAAUGAUUUCAUUGAGAUUUUAUGGGAUAACGUAAAGACUGGUAUGACUUCACAGUUUGAAAUUAAGGAAACACGUAAUGAAGGUUUUGAAUAUGAUUACCGAUCAAUAAUGCAUUACCCGGCGUGGGCUUUUAGCAAAAAACCGCUAAAUAAAAGUGUAAUCGUUGCCAAAAAUCCAUUCGUUCAGUACUUGAUUGAUGAAGAAAAAGAUUCACUUAGUUUUAGAGAUAUUAAACUAACUAAUAUGCUCUACAAGUGUCAUGACAAAUGUCCUAAUAUUGGUGUUACUGAGUGCAAAAACAAUGGAUUUUUAAUGUAUAAAUCUCAUAAAAAAACAUGUCUUUGUAGAUGUCCUCCAGGAAUAAAUGGAAAAAAUUGUGAACUAAAUGAAGAAAACAAAAUUGAUUUAUAUAAACCAAAAUGUGGCGGACAUAUCACUAAACAAGGUCAAUUUUGGACACCUAAUUAUCCCAAUAGAAAACAUCCGUAUGAAAGUUGUAGUUAUUGGAUCCAAGCGCCCGAUGAGCACACAGUUGAAGUGACUUUCCAUGACUUUAGCUUUAAUGAGCCUUACUUUGGAGAAAACAAUGAGGCAAUUGAAGGUCUGUGUCUACACGAGACCAUUGAAAUCAGAAAUUUAGACAAUAUUUAUGACGGAAACCAAUAUUGUGGACAACAAAUUACACGAAAUACUAUUAUGAAUUCAAUCGGUAAAGAUUUCAUUAUAAUAAUCAUAGCCGACGACCAAAUGAUAGGUCGAGGACUUAACGCAAGCAUCAGAUUCAUUAAAAACGAUUCAAAUGAAGAAAUAUUACAAAUUAGUCCAAAAUCAAGGCCACGAAGAGUUAACACAAAUAAAUUGAAACAAAAUGUAAAUCAAUUAGAAAUUUCAGAUAUAAUUGGGAUUUAA